Drosophila persimilis is the source of this 1612-nucleotide messenger RNA. RefSeq names its product putative fatty acyl-CoA reductase CG5065. The record is from RefSeq and is a predicted model, not a curated record. The transcript has 8 exons. Gene Ontology annotation, molecular function: alcohol-forming very long-chain fatty acyl-CoA reductase (NADP+) activity. Lineage: Eukaryota; Metazoa; Arthropoda; Insecta; Diptera; Drosophilidae. Gene Ontology annotation, cellular component: peroxisome. Bases 1 to 1485 code for a protein of 494 amino acids. Gene Ontology annotation, biological process: long-chain fatty-acyl-CoA metabolic process.
AUGUCUAUAGCAGCGGCCUUUAAGGAUCACGAAAUCUUCGUAACCGGCGCCUCGGGUUUCGUUGGAAAGGCCCUCAUCGAAAAGCUGUUGCGAUCAUGCCCCACUCUGAAGAAAAUCUACGUUCUGAUGCGACCCAAGAAGGGGCACAGCAUCGAGGAGCGUCUACGGUUGCAGGGGGAGACAAAGCUGUAUGAGCGCCUGCGUAGGGAGCAGCCGGAGGCGUGGUCCAAGCUUGUGCCCAUAGCCGGGGACGUAGAACAGCUGGGUCUGGGCAUUUCUGCAGCCGAUCUGGAGAGGCUACGUAAUGUGACCAUUGUCUAUCACUCGGCGGCCAGUGUACGCUUCGAUGAUCCGCUGCGAUCCGCCAUCCUAAUGAACACACGCGGCACCCAUGAGCUCGUCAAACUGGCCCUGGCCUGGAAGAAACUGCGGGCCUUCGUCCACGUGUCCACCACGUACUCGAAUCCGCAUGUGCUGGAGGUGGAGGAGAGCAUAUAUCCGGCCUAUGCCGACUGGCGUACCACCAUCAAGCUGGCGGAGACCUACGACGAGGAGACCCUCGACAUAUUCAACCUCAAAUAUGGCAACUUCCAGCCCAAUUCGUACACCUUCACCAAGAGUCUGGCCGAGCACGUGGUCAACGAUUACAAGGAUCAGCUGCCCAUUUUCAUAUUCAGGCCAUCCAUCGUGGUGUCGACCAUUCAGGAGCCUGUGCCUGGGUGGGCGGACAACUUUAACGGUCCCACGGGACUGCUGGUGGCCUGUGGCGUGGGCAUCCUGCGCUCCCAGAACUGCGAUCCCAAUAUUGUUUCCGAUUUCGUGCCCGCCGAUGUGGUGGCCCGCGGCCUGAUCCUGGCCGCAUACAAGUUCCUGGUCGAGCCACAGGCAACGGCCAAGGAUAAGCCGCUCUAUGUGGUCAACUGUGCCACGGCCAAUAUCUCAAAAAUCACCAUGGGCGAGGUUAUCGAGAUUGGCAAGACCUACAUCCGUGAGAAUCCGUUUGAGAAGACCCUCUGGCUGCCCGGCGGGAGUAUGACCCUGUGUCCGGUCCUGCAUUUCAUACGAUUCUGCACCAUGCACCUUCUGAUGGCUGUUGUGGUGGACACUCUGCUGCGGCUGUACAACGAGAAGCCUUUCCUGAUGAAGCUGCAGCGACGAAUUUUUGCCGCGUUCAGUGCCCUGCAGGUGUUCGCUGCCACCGAAUGGCACUUCCAGAACCAAAACUUCCGGGAUCUGCACAGCCUGGUGCCCGCAAAUGAAAUUGACAGUUUUGGAUUUAUGCAGCAUGCAAACAUCGACUAUGUGGAGUUCUUUCAGCAUGCCAUUCGUGGCGCCAAGGAGUUCCUGCUGCACGAGAGUCCCAUAAGCAGCAGCAGUGCCCGGUUCCGCAUGAAGAUCUUCUAUGUGCUGGACUAUCUAUGCCGGGCCAUUGUUUAUAGCUUCUUGUUGCGCCUAAUCUACAAAUUUGUCGUGAGUCUGUGGUAACGCAACUCUCACGACUAGUUGUUUUUUUUUGUACUUUCUUCCCCCAAAAAUAGAUGCUUAGCACCCCCCAUAACCGUACUAAACUUAAUAUUAAAGAAAAUACAUACAUUUGUUUGGUAAUGGUAAA